Messenger RNA from Salvelinus sp. IW2-2015, 1609 nucleotides. NCBI's taxonomy places the organism in Eukaryota, Metazoa, Chordata, Actinopteri, Salmoniformes, Salmonidae. The record is from RefSeq and is a predicted model, not a curated record.
AUGGCAUCACGCUCUCCAUCGUCUUCACCUGAUUCUGCCACAGGCUCAGGUACCGACCCAGCUCGGCCUGAUACAGGAGAGCCUCUCGGCGGAGGAUCAGACUCCGACUCAGAUCUAGGAUUAGGGAAAUUCUACUGCGGUGUAGGUGACCCGGGUCAUCGACUGGAAGGGGAGGAAUUGGAACACGAAUUUGAGGCAGCGGCAGACCGUCUCCGAGAUCUAGUUCAGACGGCCAGUAGGGAACAAUUGUUGUACCUGUAUGCUAGGUAUAAACAGGUAAAGGUUGGAAAGUGCAAUACAGCAAAGCCUGGGUUUUUUGAUUUUGAAGGUCAAAGAAAAUGGACAGCAUGGAAGCAGCUUGAGGACAUGAGUGCAGAACAGGCAAUGCAGGAGUACGUUUCGUGUGUAACUUCACUAGACCCAGACAGCAGUCAGAAGGCAUCAGAGAGAAGAGCGCGUAGGACAGGAUUUGGAGGCCCAGCAGUCAGUUCCCUCUACCAAGAAGAAAUGAUCAGGGAAGAAGACAAGAACAUAUUUGACUACUGCAGAGAGAACAACAUAGAACACAUUACCACGGCUAUCAGUUCCAAGGAAGUGGAUGUCAACGCAAAAGAUGAAGAGGGACGGAAUUUGCUGCACUGGGCCUGUGACAGAGGACACAAAGACCUGGUGUCUGUGUUACUGCAGAACAGUGCUGGCAUUAACAGUCAGGAUGACGAGGGCCAGACAGCGCUACACUAUGCGUCUGCGUGUGAGUUUGCUGACAUAGUGGAACUGCUUCUACAGGCUGGGGCAGACCCUUCCAUGAAAGACCAGGAGGGCUCUCUGCCUGAGGAGGUCACUGAAUCCAGCACCAUCUCCUCACUGCUGCGCCAGUACACCGCCCCCAAGGGCUAGYCCCAGCUUCGCCAUCCCCUCCCCUCCAGCCUGUGCCCACCCCACCCUAGACCUAGCAUCCAGCUCUCUCAGUAAUGGUCAUCCCACUCUGAAAGUGCAACCCACCACUUCAUCAUCUCUCAUGUCCCAUUCCAAGGAAUGCAUCCAUCAUCAUCGCUAUUAAAAAAAUGUGUUUCUCUCUUACUUUUUCAGACCACCUCCUUUGAUGACACGACAGUCAUGUUUGCACUUCGGAUUUUGUGUUACCUUCACUUGUCUUGUGUUUCCUGAUUAUUAUUAUUUAUUUUUUUAAGACAUUUGGAGAGCUUAUGUAUAUUGGUAAAAAAUAAAAAAUAUAACUUCUAAAGAAGUUUACCUAUUGUUACCUAUCUAGUCUGACUGCUUAUUUAGCAUUUUUAGUUGGUAUCAUCCUUGCAUAUAUAGAACUGGACAAGAAAAAUACAAAUUUAACCUAUAUUUGUCCAAAAAGAAACUUAGAAUAUGCUAUUUUAUAUUCAGAUGGAGCAUGGAGAAAUCUAGGUAGAAGUUUUUCCAUAAUAACUAACGUAACCAUAGCAGCACACAGAUCAAAUUGCCUGGCCAGGCCUCUUCAUUUGAGUGAACCCUUUGUCCACUGAGCACAUUCUGUCUCCCUUGGCCCACCCCACAUACCCACACCCUCUAUUAUGUCACUUAAGAUAUAUUUGGAUGUUCUCCAAAUAGCCAACACAUG